AUGCCAGAGCGGCACGGGGGCGGGUCAGGCCUGGCGCGGUGCUGCUGUCUUGCCUCAGAAGAGUCUGAGGUCUCUUUAUCGUUCCCCCCCUCCCCAGAGAGGAGCAACCUGGCCGGCGUGCGGCACAUCCUGCUGGUGCUCUCUGGGAAGGGCGGCGUGGGGAAGAGCACCAUCUCCACCGAGCUGGCUCUGUCGCUGCGGCACUCCGGGAAGAAGGUGGGUAUCCUAGAUGUGGACCUGUGCGGGCCCAGCAUACCCCGCAUGUUCGGGAUGCAGGACAGCGACGUGCACCAGUGCGACAGCGGCUGGGUCCCGGUCUUUGUGGACCAAGACAAGAGCAUCUCCCUCAUGUCCAUCGGCUUCCUGCUGGAGAGGCCGGAUGAUGCCGUGGUGUGGAGAGGACCCAAGAAAAACGCUUUGAUCAAACAAUUUGUUGCUGAUGUGGCCUGGGGGGACCUGGACUUCCUCAUCGUGGACACACCACCAGGCACGUCUGACGAGCACAUCUCCACGGUGGAGGCCUUGCGGCCCUACAAGCCCCUUGGAGCAGUCCUGGUCACAACACCCCAGGCCGUGUCCGUGGGGGACGUGAGGCGAGAGCUGACGUUCUGUAAGAAGACGGGCCUGCGGGUCCUCGGCAUCGUGGAGAACAUGAGCGGCUUUGUGUGCCCACACUGCUCGGAGUGCACGAACAUCUUUUCCAAAGGGGGAGGUGAGGAGCUGGCCAAAUACGCUGGGGUCCCCUUCCUGGGCUGUGUUCCCCUGGACCCCCAACUCAGCCAGAGCUUGGAAGAAGGCAGGGACUUCAUCCAAGAGUUUCCCAAGAGCUCUGCCUUCCCUGCCUUGGCUCACAUCGCCCAGCAGAUCUUGGAUGGGACGUCGCAGCAGAGCCCCUAAGGAGGGUGCGGAGCUGGACUCUUGCUGGCUGAGCCCCCGGCCAGGCAGCCCCACCAGGAGCACGUGCCGGCGGGGAAGGGCGAUGCAGAAGCUGUUUAACUC
Leptosomus discolor (cuckoo roller) is the source of this 999-nucleotide messenger RNA. NCBI's taxonomy places the organism in Eukaryota, Metazoa, Chordata, Aves, Leptosomiformes, Leptosomidae. The record is from RefSeq and is a predicted model, not a curated record.